CCCACUCAAGUGAGAGUUCAAGAGCCACUAUGAUUCCCCCCGUUAAGUGUUCAUCGCCACCUUCCAAUCCGCCGCUCGAGCUGUCCGCGCAUUGAUCAGCUCCGCCGCGAAGGCCGAAGGGCCCUCCGCCAUUCCCCGAUUCUCUCUCGCCCGGGAUGGGGACAGUAAAGAAUAGGGACACCUACUGUGGAAACACACCUUUUUCUCCAGUUAUCCCAUGUGGUGUUUUAGCUCACAGAAACUUGGGGAAGAACAAUCUUGGCGGUGUAAUCUUUGGUUGCAAGGAGAACAACUUGAAGGAAUGCCUAUCCAAGCAACUAUUUGGCUUACCAUCUUCGCACAUUGCUUAUGUCAACCAUAUUGAACCUGGCUUGCCACUAUUUUUAUUCAACUACUCAGACAGAAAACUUCAUGGAAUUUUUGAGGCCGCAAGCCGUGGUCAGAUGAAUAUCGAUCCUUAUUGUUGGAGCACUGAUGUUUUAGAGAAGACUCCUUACCCGGCACAGGUUCAAAUUCGUAUCAGGAUGCAAUGCCAGCCCCUGCAUGAAGAUCAGUUCAAGCGAAUAAUUGCGGACAACUACCAUACAUACAACCAUUUUUGGUUUGAAUUGGACCAUGCUCAAACAAGUAAAUUGAUAUCCCUAUUUGCAUCUUUAGCGAUCGCUCCAUCAAUUCCCCAGUGUAUAAUCCAGAGGAGAAAACUUUCACAACCUCUUUCCACUGAGGAAACAAGAGGAGAAUGGGAAAAAAUGAAGCAUUUUACUUCAAAGGCAAAAAAGCUCGAGCACUCAAGUGGGAGAUCUGAUUCUGCAGAUCCUUACCUUUCUGUUGAAGUAGAUGAUCAGCUAUUUGAAGGUUGUGCAAGUAUGAAGCGAGAUGGAGGAGAUGAGGAAGAUUCAAUAAUAAUGAAGCUGAAAGAAUUGGCCCUUAGCCAGGAAUAUUGUGAUUUAGAUAUGAAUCAUUGUUCAGGAGGUGGUUCUAGUACUGAGGGCAUAAAAUCCGAAGAAAACAGCUUUGUUGAGGCACCAGUGGGCCCAGAAGAGAAGAAAUUACGGGAUUCUCAUUCCUCUGGAGACCUAGAAGAGAAGAAAUUACAGGAUAUUUAUUCCUCUUCGGAUUAUCGUCUUACCAUUGCCCAGUUGGUUCAGGAAUUGGGAGAGCUCAAGGACUUUAAGUUGGAACAAACUCAAAAGAUGAUUAAAUUGGAGCAGAAGCUGGAUUGGGCAGAAAACGAAAUUUGUUAUCUGAGGGAUCACUGUAACUUGUUGGACUCUUUGUUGAAAUCUUCAUCGCAUAGUUCUGUUCCUGAAGAAAUCCAAUCUUCUGAGGAACUGGAUCUUGAUCUUAAGGAUUCCAUCAUUAUUGUUGGAGGAUAUGAUGGUUCAUCAUGGUUAUCUGCAGUAUAUUCCUAUUUCCCUUCUCACAAUGUAGUAAAAUCUCUUAAGCCGAUGAACUGCAUUCGUGCAUAUGCAUCUGUUGCAAAGUUUAAAGAAGAGCUCUUUGUUUUUGGCGGUGGAGAUGGGGAAUCCUGGCAUGACACAGUCGAAUCAUAUAAUUCAGCUGAAAAUAAGUGGACCGUACAGCCAUCAUUGAAUGCUAAAAAAGGAAGUUUGGCUGGAGCAGUGUCAAUGGGAAAAAUUUUUGCUCUUGGAGGUGGGAAUGGUCAGGAUUGCUUUUCAGAUGUUGAGAUGCUUGACUUUGACAUCGGCAAGUGGAUCUGCACACGGUCAAUGCUACAAAAGCGAUUUGCUCUUGCUGCAGUGGAGCUUAAUGGGGUGAUAUAUGCUACCGGUGGCUAUGAUGGCAAUAAUUAUCUUAAUUCGGCUGAAAGAUUUGACCCAAGAGAACAUUCUUGGACCAAAAUUGGAAGCUUGACCACAAAGAGGGGCUGCCAUUCACUGGUCUCGCUGAAUGAACAACUAUAUGCCUUGGGUGGUUUUGAUGGAAAUUCAAUGGUUGCAAGCGUUGAAGUGUAUGAUCCGCGCCUGGAUUGUUGGAUGGUCGGGGAACCGAUGAAUUGCGCUAGAGGGUAUUCUGCCGCUGCCGUCCUUAAUGAGUCGAUAUAUGUGAUUGGAGGCGUAAAAGAUGAUGAAGGCGUCGUAGACAUAGUUGAAUGUUACAAGGAGGGCCAGAGUUGGCAUAAAACGAUUGUGAGAGACAUUGGGCAAAGGUGUUUCUUGUCUGCCAUUGUCCUGUGAGAGAAGCUUUUUUUUAGCAGAAACGUUUCAUCCUUUUUGUGUUAAUGGGUUGCAGAUAUCUUUUGACACGUGAAGUUGAUCGGUGUUAGAGAGAAACAUUCUGUGUAUUGUUCACAACUAGGGGGAAUAGAGAAAGAUGCAUAGGAAUGUACAGAUGAAUUCGAGCUUGCUCGUAUCACAAGAGGCCUUCUUUUGUUUUGUCGCACUUGUGCUCUUAGUUAUAAAUGAGUGCUCAUACUUAGGGGUGAGCGGUUUCAGGUU
Molecule: messenger RNA, 2459 nt
Organism: Rhodamnia argentea
Lineage: Eukaryota; Viridiplantae; Streptophyta; Magnoliopsida; Myrtales; Myrtaceae
Product: kelch-like protein 3
Exons: 11
Coding region: 156-2198 (680 amino acids)
Biological process (GO): response to endoplasmic reticulum stress
Molecular function (GO): protein binding
Source: RefSeq, a predicted model, not a curated record